Messenger RNA from Schistocerca cancellata (South American locust), 4252 nucleotides. RefSeq lists its product as uncharacterized. The record is from RefSeq and is a predicted model, not a curated record. The transcript has 5 exons. Bases 2582 to 3280 code for a protein of 232 amino acids. NCBI's taxonomy places the organism in Eukaryota, Metazoa, Arthropoda, Insecta, Orthoptera, Acrididae.
ACAAGAGAUACCGAAUUUAAUCAGUGAAAGUGGAAAAUAUAAAAAUGUAAUAAAUGAGUCAGGUGAAAGGGAAUACAUAGUCUAAAAAAUGAGAUUGACAGGAAGUGCAAAAUGGUUAAGCAGGAAUGGCUAGAGGACAAAUGUAAGGAUGUAGAAGCAUAUAUCACUAGUGGUAAGAUAGGUGGUGCUUACAUGAAAAUUAAAGAGACCUUCGGAGGAAAGAGAGCCACCUGUAUGAAUAUCAAGAGCUCAGAUGGAAAACCAGUCCUAAGCAAAGAGGGGAAAGCAGCAAGGUGGAAGAAGUAUAUAGAGGGUUUAUACAAGGAAGAUGUACUUGAAGGCAAUAUUAUGGAAAUGGAAGAGGACGUAUAUGAAGAAGAGAAGAGAGAUAUGAUCUUGCGUGAGGAGUUUGACAAAGCAAUGAAAGACUUAUGUCGAAACAAUGCCCUGGGAGUAGACAACAUUCCAUUAGAGCAACUGAUAUCCUUGGGAGAGCCAGCCAUUACAAAAUUCUUCCAUCUGGUGAGCAAGAUGUAAGAGGCAGGUGAAAUACCCACAAACUUAAAGAAGAAUAUAGCAAUGCCAACUCCAAGGAAAGCAGGUGCUGACAGGUGUGAAAAUUACUGAACUAUCAGUUUAAUAAGUCACGGUUGCAAAAUACUAACACGAAUCCUUUACAGAAGAAUGGAAAAACUGGUACAAACUGACCUUGGGGAAGAUCAAUUUGGUUUCUGGAGAAAUGUAGAAACACACAAGGCAAUAUUGACCCUCCGAGGUAGUUAUAAGAGUCAAGGGACACACAGGGGAAGCAGUUGUUGAGAAGGGAGUGAGACAGGGUUGUAGCCUAUCGCCUAUGUUAUUCAGUCUGUAUAUGGAGCAAACAGUAAAUAAUAAAUUUGGAGUAGGAAUUAAAGUCCAGGGAGAAGAAAUAAAAACUCUGAGGUUUGCCAGUGUCAUUGUAAUUCUGACAAAGACAGCAAAUGACUUGGAAGAGCAAUUGAACAGAAAGGAUAGUGUCUUGAAAGGAGGGUAUAAGAUGAACAUCAACAAAAGCAAAACGAGAAUAAUGGAAUGUAGUCGAAUUAAGUCGGGUGAUGCUGCGGGAAUUAGAUUAGGAAAUGAGAUGCUUAAAGUAGUAAAUGAGUUUUGCUAUUUGGGGAGCAAAAUAACUGAUGAUGGUCGAAGAAGAGAGGAUGUAAAAUGUAGACUGGCAAGGGUAAGGAAAGCGUUUCAGAAGAAGAGAAAUUUGUUAACAUCGAGUAUAGAUUUAAGUGUCAGGAAGUCUGUUCUGAAAGUAUUUGUAUGGAGUGUAGCCAUGUAUGGAAGUGAAAAAUGGAUGACAAACAGUUUAGACAAGAAGAGAAUGGAAGCUUUUGAGGUGUGGUGCUACAGAAGAAUGCUGAAGAUUAGAUGGGUUGAUAAUGUAACUCAUUAGGAGGUACAGAAUAGAACUGGGGAGAUGAGAAAUUUGUGGUAAAACCUGACUAGAAGAAGGGAUCGGUUGGUAGAGCACAUUCUGAGGCAUCAAGAGAUCACCAAUUUAGUACUGGGGGCAAGUGAAUAAUUUGGAGUAUGAACUGAAGUCCAGGAGAAGAAAUAAAAACUUUGCGGUUUACCAAUGACACUGUAAUUCUGUCAAAGAUAGCAAACGACUUGGGAAAGCAGUUGAAUGGAAUGGACAGCAUCUGGAAAGGAGGAUAUAAAAAAAAAUGAAAACAAGGAUAAUGGAAUGUAAUCGAAUUAAUUCAUGUGAUGUUGAGGGAAUUAGAUUAAGAAACGAAACACUUAAUAUAGUAGACGAGUUUUGCUGUUUGGGCUUCAAAAUAACUGUAUCAACUAUGAAACGAAAAGAAAUCUGGAAGGCUAAAGGCUAAAAGUCAGCCAAUAACAAAGUGAGAUGAUGGACUGAUUAGAGAGCCUGUAUAGGGAUACAGGCUCUCUACUGAUAAACGUGCAACGCUCCAAGUGGUCUCAGAGAGAACCAAGUCGCCUUACUGUAAGUCCCCCUGAUCGAAACUCAUCUGAAUUAUUUUGUCGUUGUUAGCAAACCUAGUAACAUAAGGUAUUUACUUAAUUUUUACCUAUUUAAAAAAAUUACUUUCCACUGGUGCAGUAUUUGCUAUCAAGUGUGAACAAAAAAAAUCAACCUUUUUCCACUUGCAAGCUUACUGGCGCAGAUAUUCAAAGCUCUUCGAAUUUCCUCUAUACACGUUAGGAUCUGUUUGCGCUUUUUAUAUUCAAUAAAUCGCCACAAAUCUCGUGUGUCUGCAUGACAGUUACAAGAUGGUCUGCCAUCUGUCGUUCUAGGACAGGAAUUUUAGCAGCAAGAGACUACGUUCUGGUAAAUGACGCAUCAGACGAUCAAGUCACUAACUAGUAUUAGAGAUAACCUCCACCUUCCAUUUUGUCUUAUCAUAUCUGCGCAAGUUUUGGUCCAUAGGCUACAAUUUGUCUGUGUAGGUGUGAUGGGCGUGCGGUCUGGGCCUUAAACAGUUUCAUGUACAUACAUGGCACGUAGCUACUACCUAUGCAACGCUGGUUUGAUCGAUAACGUUCGCGAAACACUUCUGUCAAAAGCGAUAUGCUUACGAGAAGAGAGAAAUUGUUAAUACGUCCAUGGCAGCAGAGAAGAUAUAACAAUCAUCGACGCAAGGUCCAGUCCGCGCUCCCUGCCAUAGAUUCAAGUCCUCCUCCAACACGACAGCACGUGUGUUGCAAACUGAAGAAACUACAGUGGGAAGAAGAGCGCUGCGCGCGUAUCGAGGAGGAUAAUUUUAGGCUGCUACAGCGAAUGGGGCAUAUAAUGAGGACUAAUCGACUGGAUAAUCACUGGACGAAAACACCGCCUAAUUUUCUUCAUCGUGUUGGUAUAUAUUACCAACCAACAAAGAAGGAAACUUUUGGAGAGUCGAUUCCGUCUUCUGCUCCAAAUGGAAGUCGCAAGAAUGUUCGCUGUCAAGCAUGUAGCACGGAAAAAAAUUAUGAAAGAAAGAUAACUCCAGAAACGCCAUUAGCAUGGGAAGUUCGGAACACAGAUUUUGCGAAGCCUCUAAAACCGGAGCGUGCCAGAUCUGAGACAAGAAAGAAACACAGAAGAAACCAAGAAAGAAAAAUUAAUAUUCUUGAAGAAAACUCCUCACAGCUAAUGGUGACAAGAGGACCAUUACAUCUCUCUGUAAAUUUUCCACCAAAUACCACAGUAAGAUUUCAAAACAGUCAACAAAACAAAAUUUUACAGAAAGAAUUCUGUGAAUGUAAAUCAAUAAAGAAAUCAACAUAGUCGUUUUUUCGUUCAGCAGUACACAAGAUAAACUUCUCUACACAAGAAAGCUGUAACCUUUCAGUAACUGUACUCUUCAAAUAUGAAUCUUGUUUCAGCAUGUUCAGUACUAACUUCAGUUCCAACCUUAAGUGUGUACGAUAUAACUAAUUUUGUGAAGUUUCUUGAUGUUCUUUUUAAUUUCAUUAUAUGUAAUUACCAUGUGUUUUGAGAGAAUAAAAUUAAGAGGUAACUAUCAUGAAUUAUAUGUACACUAUCUAGAGAACUUUAUUUUCCCAGUAUCUGUAAAACAAAUUGAAAUUUGAUAAUGAACAACAACUCUCAUUAAUUUACAACAUACCAAUUGCACAUAGGUUAUACCUAUGGUCAAAUUAACAAUUUAGAAUGUUUCUUUUUCCAAGAUGAAUUAGUUUAAGCACUGUGUGAUAAAUUAGUGACGACAUCCUCCCGCCAACCUGUAGUCAGGAAACUGGCACAGCAACAAAUGGUAAUACUCACUUGUGUCUGAUGAUCUGCUUUCACAGCAUAACAUUUUACAGCUUCCAGAAAGCACCAUGUAAGUAAUUAAGUGUGAGUGUGUGUGUGUGUGUGUGUGUGUGUGUGUGUGUGUGUGUGUGUGUGUGUGUGUGUUUGUGUGUGUGUUUUCUAUUAUUACAGACACACAAUUUAAUUCAGUUACCAUUUGUACAAGAGGCACCAUCAUACUACAAACACACAAUUUCUGUAUUUAGAGACAAAUACAAUUUCACCAUUUUCAAGUGUACUUCAUUAACACUCCAGACAAAAUGUAAUAUGCCACAAGUAUGUCUGACAUUACAUGACAUGCCACGUAACAGUGAAGAAGUUCGUAAUAUUUAAUUAGUCAAACAAAUAACCAAAGGCAUAUAAUCUGCAGCCACAUAUGAAUGUGUGCUAAUUAUGAUUAUACGACUUCCAUACAUCUGCACUUUUAAGCAGUUCAAGUAUGCAGUG